This is a messenger RNA of Trematosphaeria pertusa, 1439 nucleotides long. RefSeq lists its product as uncharacterized. NCBI's taxonomy places the organism in Eukaryota, Fungi, Ascomycota, Dothideomycetes, Pleosporales, Trematosphaeriaceae. The record is from RefSeq and is a predicted model, not a curated record. The coding region runs from base 1 to 999 and encodes 332 amino acids. The transcript has 2 exons.
AUGAAGCCCACAAUCGCCCUCCUCCCCCUGGUAUUCUUGCGAGCAUCCGGUGGCGUGGUGCCAGAGACUCCACAUCAAGCUGAUCUACUUGUCGAUGCCACUCUCAAUAAGAGUUCGCUGGGUUCCAAUGCGCAUGCGCAGCUCGUACACCGGAUCACGCCUCGAGCACCACGCGAGAAAUGCAGUCCACCAGUGUACGAUGGUGAUGAUCAGAAACGGGAUCUCGACGGGGAUUCCGUAAGCAAUGGAACGCUAUGGAGACGGAUGAUACUGCCUGCAGAUAGUGAAGCCAUGGAGGCAUUCAUACUGCACGAAACGGGCGAUGACGAGGAGGGUAGGACGAGAGGCUUCCCCAUUAUCUGGGAGCGGCGUGAUAAGGGCGGGGCAACUGAUUUCAACACCGCAAUCCUAAGUACAUAUGCGGAGUACAAAGGCGAAUUUAGUUAUAUGGCCAGGGAAUUGAUGGGAUGCACGGUGCUUGCCGUCAUUAGUCGGACCGGGUUCUAUUUCGCUCAUUACUGGGAAAACGUCUCGUUCGAUCCGGAUGACGACAUCCUUAAGAAGAGGAAAAGAACGAAAGAAAAACAAUUCCAAAUGACGGUCCUCGAACCGUUGAACGACGGAUGGCCAAAAUCUACCAAGAAUCAGCAAAUGGGACUUGGAAAACAUGGGCAGGAAAUUGAAGACGGGGAUAUCAAGGCCUACCUGAUAAGGCCGCGCGAUAGUUUCGAUGGUACCGAGGACGGCUACAGAGAUCAGUGGGACCAAAUCAAGGCUAGGGUAGGAGAGUUCCUCCCAAAGCUGCAGGACGACAGCAAAUGGGAAGAGAUCACUUACGGGCGAGUGGAUAAAGAGAAUCUGGGAGAUUUACCCAAGGGACGAUGCCUGUUCAAGUACGAUCCCAACCAUAAUCCCAGCGCAGAGGGGAAAGGCAAAAAAAGGGCAAUGCUCUGGGUAGAAGACAACUACGAUGCCGUGCACGAGGAUGAAUGGGACUGAGGAGAUGCCCGGGUGGUUGUGGCGUAACGCGAUAUUUCCUCUUUCUUUCUUUUUUUCCCUUGGUUGGCGAGAAGAUGAAGGCUUUGGCUCCGUUUCCUCGUGCACUUAGGAUGAGGAAUACUCAUGCGGCAUUCUGGCAUGAGUAGUCAUGUGCUACCGCUGCUUCGUACUCUCCAUCAAGUUUACCAGCUCAUAAAGCUGUCCCUAUAUCCCCCCCCCCUCCUGCGUCGUGCGAUUGACACUCUGAAUCCCAUAAUGCGCGCCGGAAUGACCCCAUUCCCAAUUAUCGGCGAAACUCCGAGCAAAGGCGGCGACGAGUUUCAGACUUCCUAGACGGCCUUUAGCCCCUCGCCUAGGAAAGCCGGGUAAUGACUAUCGUAUCGUCAUGCUUGUCGUAACUUCGCAUCUCCAAAGCCGCCAUUAUGGUGCCCCAUGAUUCU